Messenger RNA from Tribolium castaneum (red flour beetle), 1395 nucleotides. Its product is annotated as venom acid phosphatase Acph-1. The transcript is spliced from 6 exons. Gene Ontology annotation, biological process: dephosphorylation. The record is from RefSeq and is a predicted model, not a curated record. Gene Ontology annotation, molecular function: phosphatase activity. Bases 50 to 1168 code for a protein of 372 amino acids. Lineage: Eukaryota; Metazoa; Arthropoda; Insecta; Coleoptera; Tenebrionidae.
GCAACAAGACUUUCUUUGAAACAGGUUCUUCUAGUAUUUAAGUACGACCAUGCAGAAUCACACGGUAAUUCUAAAAUUUUCGCUGACACUUUUAAUUAUACAAUUAAUAAAAAUUGCGUCUUCAAACGAAACCAACUCAACCUUGCGACUAGUCCAUGUUCUUUUUCGCCAUGGCGACAGAACCACCGAUGCCAGAACUUUGUAUCCGAAGGAUCCCUUCAUCAACGAAACGUAUUAUCCUUACGGCCUCGGAGAAUUAACAAAUAAAGGUAAACAAAAAGCUUACAAAGUGGGGAAAGCUCUACGCAAAAGAUAUGGCGCUUUUCUGGGCGAAAUUUACUCCCCGGACAUCCUGGAAGCUCAAAGUUCCGACACCAAUCGAACAAAAACAUCACUUCAGCUGGUUUUAACCGGAUUGUUUCCUCCUGUUGGCGACCAAAUCUGGGAAUCUGGUUUAAACUGGCAACCCAUACCGUUCAAUGUCUUACCUCGAAGACAAGAUUCUAUUUUCUUCGGUUUGACUUGUUCCACUUUCAAGCAAAAAUUCGCCGAGAUUGUCACCGCACCCAAAUGGCAAAAGGAGUUCAAAAAACACAAAACAACGUUUGACUACAUUGCGGAAAAUACCGGGCUUGAGGUUAAUAAUUAUUUCGAUGUUUUUCAUUUAUAUCUGUGUCUAACGACUGAGAAAGAGUUCGGCUUCACUCUUCCGGAAUGGACGAAAAACGUCUAUCCUCAGCCACUCAAAGAUUUUGCCAUCAAAACGUACGAACUCAUGAGUGCCACAAGUGAACUGAGGAGACUGUCUUCGGGAGGUAUGUUGAAAAAAAUCGUCGACGAUUCGAAGGCCAAAAUUUCGGGGGAGUUGGUGCCCAAAAAUCGCAAAAUUUUUCUCUACUCGGGACAUGAGGUCAAUCUCGCCAAUAUGUUGCACACUUUGGACGUUUUUGAGCCCCAAAUACCACCCUACAGUUCUUACAUUUUGUUUGAGCUUCAUGUUAUUAACCGCGUUCCUGGAUUUAAGAUUUAUUACGAAGAUUACACUUCUGCGCAACCCCAACCGAUCAAACUUCCGGCCUGUGAUGAAUUUUGCCCUUUGGACCAGUUUAUUGACCUACUGUCCGAGUAUUUUCCCCGUCAGGACGCGUGUAAUGGAAAUCACAAAUAAUUCAGGAUGCUAAUUUGGAUCUUUCCUCGUCUGGAGUCCACAUCAGGAAGGACAACAAGUCAAAUCCCAAAUAAACAACCAUCAAAAUCAGAACGUGUCUCUCGGUUAACGUCGGCAAACUUUGAAAAAGUGUGUCCGUGUUUGUGUAAAUUCUGGAAAUAGUUUGCAUAUUUUCUACAAAGAAUUUUGUUGUAAUUUUAAAUCCCCAAUAAAUAAUCUUGACACUG